Molecule: messenger RNA, 1194 nt
Organism: Colletotrichum scovillei
Lineage: Eukaryota; Fungi; Ascomycota; Sordariomycetes; Glomerellales; Glomerellaceae
Exons: 2
Coding region: 424-1008 (194 amino acids)
Source: RefSeq, a predicted model, not a curated record
UGGACGCCUCCCAUCCGGAGUCAAAUUCCACGUCACCUUUGUUGCUCAGCCCAGCUUGUUCAUUCCCAUCUUUUUAUUUAUUCUACCGCCAAUCUGCGAACAAAAGAAGAAGGUGGCUUACCUGAAACAGAGUUUGUGCCUGCUUUGAGUAACGACUUUGGCUUGACGGCAUUUCACCUUUGCAAACCAGGCUUACCUACAUUUACGUAUCUCACCUCUGCGGACCCGUUGACAAUUUGUCCCCGUUGCAACCCCUCCGACCACCGACCCAAGGUACUUUACCACCGCCACCACCACACCUUUACCUCCCAUUCUACUUGUUGAAGCUCACCAAACCUCCAGGACAUAAAACGUCGAAUAUUUCUUCAGCUAGUUCUCGCCGCAACACAUACCAAACGCAUCCACACAACACAUCGCAUCACAAUGGCUGCUCCUGCCACAAAGACGAUCGCCGACCUCAACGGCAAGUGGGUCAUGAACAAGACCCUCUCCGAUUCUCCGGAGCCUGCUCUCGCCCUCCAGGGCAUUGGCUGGAUGACCCGCAAGGCUGUCGGCCUCGCCACUGUCACCCUCGACGUCAAGCAGUACACCGCUCCUCCCUCCCCUCCUGGCACCGGCACUGAGGCCGUCACCCACUUCGAUAUUGAUCAGUUCGCCACGGCCGGCCUCAAGGGCACCACAGAGAAGCGCUGUGUCGACAAUGAGUGGCGUGAGCAUUCCGACUGGAUGUUUGGCAGCGUCCGUGGUCAGAGCCGCUGGAUGACCCUCGCCGAGAUUGAGGACGAGUUCCUCAAGAAGGGCUGGCUCGAGGGCGACGCCGAGGCCACCGGCCCCGAUGGCAAGGCCCACCUCUACAGCCACGUCGAGAGCAUCGACAACGGCUGGACUGCUUCCCAGAUCUGGGGCUUCCAGACCGUCGAGGGCGAGAGACGCUACACUCGUAACGUCCUCGUUCAGAAGGGCGGCAAGAGAGUCGAGAUCCGCCUCGUUUACGACUACCUUCCUUAAUUCUGACGCACGCGGCGUUUUCUGGGAAAUUCUUGCAUUGGGGUUGGAUGAUGGGACCGAUCGAACCACACACGAAGUAUGGCUACUACACGCACUUGCAGGGCGCCUAAUGCCGUUAUGCUCUUGGGCUAUGAUAGAUAGCACGGCGAAGAGUAGACUUUGAGAGCAUGCAUAACAAAUAAACCC